Messenger RNA from Adineta steineri, 1278 nucleotides. The record is from the annotation of a GenBank genome assembly. Lineage: Eukaryota; Metazoa; Rotifera; Eurotatoria; Adinetida; Adinetidae.
AUGCAUGAUAUAAAAUCCAUCCUUACAGAUAUAGUUGAUGUACUCAUUGUCGGAGGUGGAAUUGGUGGUCUUGUCACGGCUUUAUGUUUACAUCGUGAAGGUUAUUCAGUUCGCGUUCAUGAACGAGUGGCAGCAGUAGAACCAAUUGGAUUCGGUUUAAACCUUCAACCAUUUAGUGUGAAAGUAUUGUAUGAACUCGGAUUAGAACACGAAUUAGAUGAAGUUGGUAUUCAAGGAGCCAAAGCUCUUUUUUAUUCACGUCAUGGACAACUUAUUUAUAGUGAAGUGAAAGGUAUUGAAGCAGGUUAUAAAUGGCCUACAUAUUCAAUGCAUCGUGGUAACUUUCAACAAUUAUUAAUGCGUCAUGUACGUGACGAAGUAGGCGAAACAUCCGUUUGUUUAAACCAGAAAUUGAUUGCUUUUCGAUCGUAUUCCGAUUAUGUGGAAGCAGAUUUUGUUAAUCCACGCACAGGCGAUAUAAAUACUGAACGAGCAAAAUUAUUAAUAGGCGCUGAUGGAAUCAAUUCUACGGUACGAAAGAUUUUAUAUCCCAACGAAGGACGUCCUCUCUGGAGAGGCAGCAAACUAUAUCGUGGUGUAACAGAAACGGAUAAACUGUACUUAGAUGGACGAACCAUGAUUUUAAUGGGGAAUCCAAAUGAUAUUGAAUUUGUUACGUAUCCUGUAGGUAAAAAUACAAUAAAUUGGGCUUGUGUUGUUCGAGUAGACAAACCAGAUGUACAAACAACAUCGGUAACACCUGAUUGGAACAAUAUUGGUCAUAGUGAAGAUCUUCUUCCAUUCGUAUCACAUAUGAAACUCGAUUUUCUUGAUAUUCGUCAUCUAAUACAAUCAUCUAUUAUUAUCAAUGAAUUUCCGAUGACUGAUCGUGAUCCGUUACCACGAUGGACACAUGAACGUGUAACUUUACUGGGCGAUGCUGCUCAUCCUAUGUAUCCAAAUGGAGGUAAUGGUGCUUCUCAAGCUAUUCUCGAUGCUCGUGAACUUACUCUUUCGUUUCGUCAAUAUGGAAUCACUCCAGAAGGUCUACAAGCGUAUGAUGAUCGUCGACGUCCUGCUACAAAUACUGUUGUUCUCGCAGCUCGUCAAUAUGGUUCUGAAGAGAUAUUAAAAAUUGUCGAUGAACGAUCUUCACAUGAAUUUUCCAGUUUAUCUGACGUCGUUUCAACAGAAGAACUCGAAACUAUAAUGUUGAACUUUAAAAAAGUGACUGGUUCAAAUAUACAAAAACUUAAUCAAGAACCUUCACUCUUUUAA